Molecule: messenger RNA, 1632 nt
Organism: Olea europaea var. sylvestris
Lineage: Eukaryota; Viridiplantae; Streptophyta; Magnoliopsida; Lamiales; Oleaceae
Product: alpha-amylase
Exons: 4
Coding region: 159-1439 (426 amino acids)
Biological process (GO): carbohydrate metabolic process
Molecular function (GO): alpha-amylase activity; calcium ion binding
Source: RefSeq, a predicted model, not a curated record
UCUCAAUGUGAAUAAAGAUUCAGCUGUCAGCUGUCAUGCAGUAGGGAAAUUUAUCGGAAUUCCAGUGUGAGUAUUUGUACAAAAAAGUCAAGAAACCCGGCUGCGAAAUCCCAUAUAUACUUCUGUAUUUCCUGAUAACUGCCAAAGAAGAAUCAGCGAUGACUAUUGUUUUCUCCUCUCUUUAUUAUCUCUGUCUUAUUUUCUCUCUUCUUCCGGCUUUCGUUACACCGACCUUGUUAUUUCAGGGAUUCAAUUGGGAGUCAAGUAAUAAGCAAGGAGGAUGGUACAACUCGCUCAUCAAUCUUGUACCAGACCUGGCUAAUGCUGGGGUCACCCAUGUUUGGCUACCCCCAGUCUCCCACUCAGUUGCACCCCAAGGCUAUAUGCCCGGAAGAUUGUAUGAUCUUGACGCAUCCAAAUAUGGAAAUGAACAGCAACUGAAGUCAUUAAUUAAGGCUUUCCAUGACAAGGGUAUCAAAUGCGUUGCUGAUAUAGUAAUAAACCACAGAUGUGCUGAUAAACAAGACGGCAGAGGUAUAUAUUGCAUUUUUGAGGGAGGGACUUCUGAUGAUCGCCUCGACUGGGGCCCGUCACUCAUUUGCAAAGACGACACUCAGUAUUCAGAUGGCACCGGGAAUCCUGAUACUGGAGAUGACUUUAAACCUGCUCCAGACAUAGACCAUCUUAAUCCAAGGGUACAAAAGGAGUUAUCAGACUGGAUGAACUGGCUCAAGACUGAGAUUGGAUUUGAUGGUUGGCGAUUCGACUUUGUCAAGGGAUAUUCCCCGGAUAUCACCAAAAUCUAUAUGGGAAACACUUCACCGGAUUUUGCAGUUGGGGAACUCUGGAAUUCACUUUCCUAUGGGCAGGAUGGGAAGCCAGAUUACAAUCAGGACAGGCAUCGGAAUGAACUCGUGCAGUGGAUUCAGAAUGCGGGAGGCAGUGUCACAGCUUUCGAUUUCACAACAAAGGGAAUUCUUCAAGCUGCAGUGCAGGGAGAACUAUGGAGAUUGAAGGAUUCUAAAGAAAAACCUCCUGGAAUGAUAGGGAUUUUGCCACAGAAUGCUGUUACGUUUAUUGACAACCAUGAUACUGGAUCUACACAGAAAAUUUGGCCAUUCCCAGCAGAGAAAGUCAGUCUAGGAUAUGCUUACAUCCUCACUCAUCCAGGGAUUCCAUCAGUGUUUUAUGAUCAUUUCUUUGAUUGGGGAAAGAAGGAAGAAAUCUCUAAACUGUCAUUGAUUAGGUCAAGGAAUGGCAUCUCACCAACUAGCAAAGUGCGGAUUAUGGCUUCUGAUUCUGAUCUUUAUGUGGCAAUGAUUGAUGAUAAAAUCAUUGUCAAAAUAGGCCCAAAAAUGGAUCUUGGAAAUUUAAUUCCACCAAACUACAAGGUUGCAACCUCUGGAACAGACUAUGCUGUUUGGGAGAAAAAUAUGUAAAUCAAAUAUAUUUAACAUCGCAAAGCUAAAUUAUGUAAAAUUAAGAUGUUGCCUGGAUAAGAGGAGGAAGUAUGAACCUAUACCUCAUUUAAUGGCUGGUAUUUUACUGUUACAACCAUUUAGUGAAGAGUGGCAUGAGAACAAACAAAUAGACUCGUGAUGUGUACCUAAUAUGAAAUCUCAGUUCAUGUAA